AUGACCAAGCGCCGGCGAAGCCUCCGAAAGCCACACCGCGAGAUGCCAAUGCAUCAAUCGCCGAUCAAGGGCACCAAAGUAGAUGCAAAGACAGUCUGUCGAAAUGUGUCGCCAAGAUCGGAUAAAGACACCAGGGACGAGGAAAUGGCGGUUGGAACGGAGAGAGCCAAGUUCCGGAUUGUUUACGUCGACCAUGCGUAUGACUCGGUGGUUUGGGGCCAGCGUAAACUAAGAUUUGAGAGCAUGUUCGAGAUGAACAUAAGUGGAUCAGGUGCCCAUGCGAAGUCCUUGUUCAAGAAGGACAGCUUAGGCCCCAUGCCUCAGCUCGGCAUGGGUUUACGAAUUGUCCAGCCUGCCCAGAAGAUGAGACCGAUUGGGCAGGAGAUCAGGAAAGCUCUACUAGACUUGGGUGUCAUCUUCGACAAGCUUGACUCACUCGGCCAUGAUCUUUUUGGCAACGAGAUGGGUAUGGGCAAGACCAAAGUGUCUUUGUCUAUGAUCAAAUGCAGGGCUAUACAAUUAGAGAAGGAUGUCACUGCUUUGCCAGAGGACCAGAGGGACGUCUACCUUCCCACGCUGAUUAUCAAUCCGGUUUCUACCAUACCCUCAGACCAUUAG
Messenger RNA from Trichoderma citrinoviride, 618 nucleotides. RefSeq lists its product as hypothetical. The record is from RefSeq and is a predicted model, not a curated record. The coding region runs from base 1 to 618 and encodes 205 amino acids. The transcript is spliced from 4 exons. Lineage: Eukaryota; Fungi; Ascomycota; Sordariomycetes; Hypocreales; Hypocreaceae.